Molecule: messenger RNA, 4362 nt
Organism: Ciona intestinalis (vase tunicate)
Lineage: Eukaryota; Metazoa; Chordata; Ascidiacea; Phlebobranchia; Cionidae
Source: RefSeq, a predicted model, not a curated record
GGAAGAAAUUCGUUGAACAGAAAGCAGCAGGCGGUUGGUUAGAUAUUGUUGCGAAGUUUGCAAUGGAUUGGCUUGCUUUUAUAAACUGCUUGUAGUAAGCAGCUAUAAAUAGGCUGUGAUUCGCAGGGUAUAAGUGACGUUAGUUGUUCGCCUGGCAACGCAGCGUAAAAGUUUGUAUCAAAUUACGCAUUAAAUUGCCUACAACGAAACAGAAAGAAAAUGUCUGCUCGAUCUUUAAUAGGGUCUUUCCUCUUACUUCGUGUCGACGCUUAUAGGCUAAAUAUGGUAAAGGCUGAUGCAUAGCAGUUUAGCGUAAAAUUAUCCUGUUGUGUUUGCGUCUCCCGACCAGGAUGUGCGUGUUGGGCAGACAUUGGGAUUUAUUUAAUUAGGCCUAUAUAGGGUAUAUAUAGAAACUAUUAUUAAAUAAGCAUAUGUGUUCUGUACAUGUCACACACAAUAUAAAGAUACAUGCGAGGUGUUAUUAUUUGACAGGAUUUCGUAUAUAAUAAGGUAUGACGUUUCUGAUCAGUGGUUUUAAUUCGCCUCACAAUAUAUUGCCAUGUGAGUUUACCCAAUUAUACCCGCCUAUACGACCACAUUUUGAAUUAUGAGCAGGAAUCGCCGUUGUGGUUAUGUUUGCAAUUGCUCACAACAUACUUGACAAAGUGUAUAAAAAGUUUAACGUAGGUUGUCAGCGAUCUGCAGUGGUCAUGUAACGGUCACAUGUACACUGCAUAUAACCGACCUUCGUAUUGCAGGGUUUUUCGUAGACUUGUGUUUUUCGUAGAACGCUGUUAAAUUUCCAGCAAACAUUUUGUGAUGGUCUUGUAACGUCGCAAUGCAAUCGUUAUAACACCUUUCUUAUCUAAACUGUAACCAUUAUAAUCACUACACAAUGGGAAAAUCACCUCCGAGCUAUAAAGUGUUAGUCGUUGGCUCCAAAAACGUCGGCAAGUAUUCAUUGUGCCAGCAGUUUGUAAAAGGAUGGAUAGCAGAGAAACCUGGAGACGACGGACCUAUGAAAAAGACGGUCCAGAUAAACAACACGAAAGUUGAAUUAGAAGUUAUCAUACACGACGUUGAAGGGAAAGAAGAAAUAGGAAAAUGUGAUGGUGUAAUUCUAGUUUACUCGAUUAUCGAUGCUGCUUCUUUAACCUUCGUUAAAAGUAUCGCUUUUCAAAAAUUGCACGUCGCUCUUGGGUCUCGAUCAAAUGCAGACCCUGGAAACGAUAAAACAGAAGAUGGCGAAACUACGAAGCUUAGACAAGCGGAUGAAGGGUCAACCAAAGGAGUUGAAAUGCCGACCUUACACCCAGAACAGGUCAGCUUAUCUGUUCCAGUUGUUUUGGUCGGGACCAAGGAGGACGAAGCUAAGUUGUCUCGGCAAGUUGAUUUAUCUGAUGCCGAGACACUAAGCCAGGAGCUUUCGUGUGUUGGUUUCUUUGAGACUGCAGCCCCUUGUAAUUCAAAUGUGGCAAAGGCUUUUGAGUGCGUCGCAGAAGAUAUUGUGAAUAAAAGAGCAAAUACAGUCACACCUGAAACCAAAAGCGGCUGCUGUAUCGUGCUGUGAAUUGCUUUUUUAUACGUAUUGUAUAACGAACUAUUUUAUAUGUUUUAUGUUUUUUAAUGAUUUUAUAGUCAUUUCGCUGCACAUAAACUUUGCUCAAAGUGAUUUUAUUGGGAAAAUAUACACAAUCAUGAAAUUACACUAUUUAAAAAAACUGUAUUUAUUUUUGUAAACUCUACAGUGACACUGUAAAGAAAAUCCCUAUUUUAAGUGUCACAGUUUACUAAAAUUUAAUUUAAAAUUAUCUAACACACAAAACUCCCCAAAAACUGGUUACGUCGCUUUAGUAAAAUUUCUAUUGUAAGCCACGCUUAAUAACAGGGAAAGUCCCGAAAAGUGACGUAGAAAAAUUAUAUUUUGCUAAAGUUUGUAUAUCGUGCAUUCGUGCUUAAAUAAGAUAAUUUAUAAUAAAUAACAAAUAGUUAGUCAGAACUGAUAAACUGGAACAUCAUGACAGAGUCGACAGAGAUGGAAAAAUCAAAGCGCCCGAAAGUUUCUUUGCUUCCAAUUGCACCUUCUACUUUAUGUUUUGAUAAAAAUGAGUUUAUGAAAGCAGAUUUCAGUGUUGACCACUUUGUUGCUGAUUGUAGAAGACGAGUUCAACUGGAAACACUGCGGCAAGACCUUGAGAUUUAUUUUAAAGUUCUUAAAAAUGCAAUGAUUGAACUGAUCAACAAAGAUUAUGCUGACUUUGUUAAUUUAUCUUCAAAUCUGGUUGGAAUGAAUAAAGCGAUUGAACUUUUAAGGGAACCGUUGUCGAAAAUCAAAGUUGACGUAGGGGAGGUUGUUGAAGUGAUGAAGAAUAAAGUGGAGGAGGUUGAAAGAUCACUUGGCCAUCAGAAGAUGGUGGGAGAGAAACGGAUUCUUCUUUCUCAUAUGAAGGGCUUGUUGCAAGCGGUGGAAAAGAUUGAACAUAUUCAGAGAUCGGAUGAUUCAAACACCGGACAGGUUCUUGAACGUAUCGCCGGUGAAUUCAACCAGCUUCAACAUCAUGCCACGUUUUGUAAAGGUUUACCUGUUCUUAAUCAUAUAAGGCCGCGAAUAUCAGACAUUACCAGCAAUUUACAAAAUGGUUUGGAAGGAGAAUUGGUGCAGGGUAUUGCUUCUAGUGAUCUACGCAGCAUACAUCGCUGUUUAAACUCAUAUGCAUUGAUUGGGAAAACAAAGGAUGCAGAAAGUUUAGUUCGGGCCCAUGUUGUUCAACCAUGUCUACACCAGGUUAUAGUUGAACACAAUGGAGAUAGCGGAAUAAACAACUUGAAAUAUUUAUUCAACAAAAUAUUAGAAUCGGUUCCUGCUCAAUUGAAACUACUUUGUGACAUCACAUCAGGAAGACAAUUACAACUUGGAGAUCAGUUUAGGGGAAUCCCGGGUUAUGACUUCAUGAUCAACUCGGCGUGGCCUGAAGUUGUCUCUUCAUUGGAGACUAAUCUCCCUGGAAUAUUUGCAUCUGGUGAUCCUGACAUGUUCCACAAGAGAUACAAGCUAUGUAUGGAAUUUAUUUGUAACUUUGAAAGGCACUGCGGCUCUCAAGCGUCAAUCAUCAAACUUCGUCAAAGUGAUUCUUACAAUGUUCUCAUGACGCACUGGAGUUUGCCUGUCUACUUCCAAAUUAGAUUUCAGGAAAUUGGAGGAAACUUUGAGUCUGUGUUGUCUAAUACUGAACAAGCAUUACUCAGUGAAGAAGGAAAAACAUUCAGACUGAAGUCCACUUCUGUGUUAUGGGAUUGCAUAAGAAGGUGUUGGAAUAUCGAUGUUUUUCUACCAAGUCUAAUGCACAGGUUCUGGAAACUCACACUGCAGUUGUUAGCAAGGUAUAAAACAUGGAUACAAAAGAUUCAGAGGGAACAGAUUGCCAAUGAUUCUCAGUUUCCUUUGGGUAAAGUAGCUGAAAUCGCUUUGGACAUCGAAGCACUUGUGGAUCAUGUAAACACUUUCUAUCUUGAUGAAAUUCAACCCAAAGCCACAAAACAAGGGUUGAAAGAUGUUGACAUUUUACAAAGAGCACUGAAUGAUAUUUUCUCUGAAUUGAAAACACACAAAGAUGAUCUAAUAAACCACAUUGUGACAUCACUAUCCUCACAGUCUAUUGUGUUCUUAAAACAAGCUCAAGACGUACCAAGACUUUUUAGAAAAACAAACAGACCAACUCCAACAGAGCAGUCAACAUACGUUACAAACCUAAUGAAACCAAUUGUUGCUUUCCAUGGUGGGCAAACAUCUUAUAUAAAUGAUGAGUUACUCUCACAUUGGUUGACGCAGGUGGCAAUACCAAUAUCGGACAGAUUUCACAGCGUUGUGUCCGAGGUCCUCACUUCUGUGAGGAAGAUGGAAGAGAGCUUGCUCCGAUUGCAGAAGAUGAGGUCUGGAGGAAAAUCUUCUUCCAGUAACCUUGCAGCAUUGGCGGGAUCCUCUUUAUCAGAUGAUGAUAAAAUACGACUUCAGUUGUUUAUUGACGUCACCAGUUUUGGAAAGCAGAUGUCAGCUUGUGGUGGGAAAAUGGACACAAUACCAGUGUACCAGAAACUAUUCCAGUUGGUUGAAGAAGCCAAGAAGAACCCUAGUUGAAUUGAAUAAUUCAAUAUUUAGUUAUACUUAUCAGAUUAUAUACAAUGGAUUGCUAGUAUCAAUGGUGGCUACUUAUAUUUUUGCAUAUUAUCCCAUAUAAAACGCGCAAUAAUAAAGUUAUGAGAUGUGUUUAAAGAAAGUGAGUUUUUUAGGUAAAAAAUUGUUUAUUUGAACUGCUUGUUAUAUGGUGAAGAAGUAACUGUUCAAAUGAAAAACUCCGGUGGUUG